AUGAAUACCAACCAGAACCACCACAAGAGCCAGAGGGUUCUGGCUUGUGUCCUUUGCCAGCAUCGCAAGAUCAAGUGCGACCGGAACACCCCGUGCUCCAACUGCAUCAAGGCAAAUGUCACAUGUACCCCAUCCACACCAGCUCCCGCGCGCAAGAGGAGACGACCAAAUCAGGACCUGCAAGAGAGGUUGGCAAGAUGUGAGGCUCUGCUAAAGCAAUAUGCCACCACCUCGACAACCCCGCCAGCGACCCAAGCAACCCUGUCACCUUCCGCCUUCGCCACGCCCUCAUCGGCUGGCCCGUCACCGAGCAUACCCCAACUGCCCCUGCCCUCGGGCUCGGCUUCAGUCGCUGAGGAUACCUCCCCGCCGACGACGUCCUGGAAGCCUGCCGGCAAAGUCGUAGUCGAGGAUGGCAGUGUCAGGUUCAUGGACAGCUACCUCUGGGCAACUGUUCAUGAUCAGUUGACAGCUAUGCGACAAAUCAUCGAGGCCGAGGAAGAGGAACAGAGCGUUCUCGGUUCCGACGCCUUGACUCCCGACGACAACGUAGAUCUUCUCCUGAACGACAUGACCGCCAUCGACCUCGAAGACGUCACGCCAUCGCCUGUCCAAAUAUUCAGACUCUGGCAGGUCUUCCUGGAGCGGGUCAACCCCAUCACCAAAUUGAUACAUGUGCCUAGUCUGCAACCGCUGGUUGUAGAGGCCGCCGCAAAUCACUCCAGCGUCGCCAACAAUGCGCAAGCGUUGCUCUUUUCCAUCUACCUCGUCGCAUCUCUCACCAUGACCGAGUCGGAAGCGAGGCAAAUGUUGGAUACGUCGAAGGAGGAUGCGCUCAAGAAGUUUACCGCCGGUGUCAAGGCGGCCUUGACCAAGGUCAACUUUCUCAAGAACCAUGACCUGAUGACGCUGCAAGCCUUGAUCCUGUAUCUGGUUCGUCUUCACGAUCGCAUAGGAUCCACCCCCCCUCCAAGGUCCGUCGUUGCUAAACGAGAACAGGUCUCUCUCCAGGGCCGUUACAACCGCCAUGCCGCUUGGGUCCUCAGUGGUAUCCUCAUUCGAAUCGCCCAAAAGAUGGGUCUCCACAGGGACGGAGAGCUUCUCGGCCUCACACCGUACGAUACGGAAAUGCGGCGGAGACUCUGGUGGCAGAUUAUCAUGCUGGACACAAAGUACGCCAUGGUGUCGGGUUUCUGCGACACGCUGCUGCCGUGGAACUGGGACACGCAGACGCCGCAGAACGUGAAUGACGCCGAUUUGUUCCCCGGCUCGACCGAACCCGUUCAACCCCGAGAAGGGCCAACGGAGAUGGCCUUCUGUCUGCUCCUGUACGAAGUUGGCCGCUUCAUCGUCGAGAACCGGAUCCCCGACUUCGAGGCUGUUGUCCUCGGCGCUAUGGAAAACGACAGCGAGGACUCGCAACUGGCGACGCAGACGUCACUGGCGAGGUACCAGAACCUGGUCGACAACCUCGACGCGAAGCUCGUCGCCCUCGAGAAGCGAUACUGCGACCCCCUAGCCGGCAACAUCCACAUUGUCGCGACCAAGAUCCGCUCCAUGAUCAUCGACAAGAUGCGGACCAUGAUGAUACCGAUGCGCGAACUGCCAGAGUGGGGGACCGAGAUUUUCAACGUGCAGGACAACAUGUUUCGGAUAUCUCUGAUGCACCACGAGCACAACGCCGAGCUGUACGACUUCAUGGAAAACACGGGGUUCGUGUGGUUCUUCAAACUGCACUUCCAGAUCGACGUCUUCAUUGUCAUGGCCGGACAGCUAUACAAGAGACCAACCGGCCGGCUGGCGGACCGCGCCUGGAAGGUGGUGGACAGGAUAUAUCAGUACCAUGAGGAGCUGUGGGACAUGUCCAAGAAGGAGAACACCCAGCUGGGCGUCUACAUGCUGAAGGCGUGGAGGGCACGAGAGCGAGCGCUGGUCCAACUGGGCCUGCCCUACGAAACCCCCAUCGCCAUCCCUCGACUCCAGGACACGGUGCCCCAGUCGAGCUCGGAGGCAUCGUCGUGCGGCCCCUCGCCGGCGCAGACACUGAAGAUGGAAAUCCCGCAGAGGCACAACCAGCCGAUGGACCAGUUCCUGGGCAACUUCCUCGACACGACGAAUUUCUACGACCUGGACAUGUGGGCCGACUUGGGCGUCCCCAACGGCAACAUGAACCAGCAAUCCGCCGCAAAUAUGUUUGGACAGUUUGGGAACUUUGGUGCGCCACCAACAAAUAGAGGCUGGUAA
Molecule: messenger RNA, 2244 nt
Organism: Colletotrichum higginsianum IMI 349063
Lineage: Eukaryota; Fungi; Ascomycota; Sordariomycetes; Glomerellales; Glomerellaceae
Product: Fungal specific transcription factor domain-containing protein
Exons: 3
Coding region: 1-2244 (747 amino acids)
Biological process (GO): DNA-templated transcription; regulation of DNA-templated transcription
Molecular function (GO): DNA binding; zinc ion binding; DNA-binding transcription factor activity, RNA polymerase II-specific
Source: RefSeq, a predicted model, not a curated record